This is a messenger RNA of Aaosphaeria arxii CBS 175.79, 1889 nucleotides long. Its product is annotated as DEAD-domain-containing protein. The record is from RefSeq and is a predicted model, not a curated record. The transcript is spliced from 3 exons. Gene Ontology annotation, molecular function: ATP binding; nucleic acid binding. Lineage: Eukaryota; Fungi; Ascomycota; Dothideomycetes; Pleosporales. Gene Ontology annotation, cellular component: mitochondrion. The coding region runs from base 114 to 1760 and encodes 548 amino acids.
GUCAGAACAACAAAUCGCAAUACCAGAGCGCAGAGCCGAGUUCUUUUCCUUCCAUUAUCUCUUUGACAAACUUGGCUUCCACUUAUAACCCUCAGCCCAUAGGUCUUAUGAGCAUGCCUCCGCCUCCCAAGAAUAAACAGGGCCAGUCAGGUCGGAGACGGCAUCCUUACAGGACAAAGAAGCCCGCGAACGACGCAAAUUCCACGACCCCUGCCCAGCAACCCAAGCUAUCGAAUGACAACAACGAUGCGGUGUCCCAGCCGGAAGUUAUCGAUGUAAAAGGACUUUAUGGAAAUUCUGCUAGCGGUGGUGAAGCUCGGCCGUUCUCAAGCUUGGGCAGGACAUUGGAUCAGUCAUUGCUGAAUGGCUUGAAUAGAAUGGGAUUUGAAUAUAUGUCCCCUGUUCAACAAAAGGUACUCACGGAGCUUCCUUCGCUAUCGUCCGACUGUCUCGUGCAGGCAAAGACCGGCACGGGCAAAACGGCCGCCUUCCUACUCCCAGCCAUCCAAAACCUACUGAACGGGAACCAACCCAGGAGGGGGAAAGUCGGUAUCCUUGCUAUAUGCCCUACCCGAGAGCUAGCCCUCCAGAUAGCGAAAGAGUGCGAGGGUAUUACCGCAUGCAUGAACAAGAGGAUAGAGUGCCAUACCGCCUUCGGGGGAACAUCGAGAGCCAGCGCCCUUUCGAAGUUUUUGAGAGGAGAUCCCACUGUGCUCGUUGCAACGCCAGGUAGAUUAGACGACAUUCUUGGCGAAGAAGAGGUUCGCGAGCGUUUUGAUGAGCUCAAGACUGUCGUUCUCGAUGAAGCCGACCGCAUGCUUGAUCAAGGCUUCGCUCCGGCCAUAUAUAAGAUCCUUAAGCAUCUUCCACCGAAACAAAUGGCAGGAUGGCAGGGCAUGUGCUUCUCUGCAACGCUGCCUGAGAAGGUCAAUGACGUGGUUAAAUGUGUGCUCUUCCCAGGCUAUACAUACCUCUCCACAGUCGAUCCCAACGAAGCGCCAACAGUCGAUCGGGUUCCGCAGUACUCCAUUCUUGUGCCUACCGCUAAGGAAACAUUCACGGCGCUCUAUGCACUUUUGGAAGCCGAGUAUAACCAGUCUCCCUCCGACUUCAAAGUCAUCGUUUUCGGUACCACAGCUAAUGGAGUGGGUCUGCUGUAUGAUCUAUUCAAAGCCGCGCUGCCUCAAUUCAAGCUCUAUGAACUCCAUAGCCGCAUGAGCCAAGGCUACCGCACGCGCACAUCGAACGAGUUCAAAGAGGCCGCGAGCGGGAUUCUAUUCGCAUCGGAUGUAGUCGGCAGAGGAAUGGAUUUCCCCAACGUCGGCCUCGUCAUCCAAGUCGAUCUUCCCUCCUCCCAAGAACAGUACAUUCAUCGGGUGGGCCGAACCGCGCGAGCCGGUCGCGACGGGCGUGCAGUUACCAUCUUAUUCGAUAACGAGGCUUUCUUCAUCAAGACGAACCCUUCCCUGCCAAUCAAGCCGUAUCCUACCGCACUCAACACCACACAGUAUCAGGGCAAGCUUGACGCAGCCUUCGCGCAAAUCGACGAGGAGGCUAAGGCGAAAGCUUAUCAGGCCUUCUUGGGUUACAACAAGACGUAUAUGAAGAAAUUGCGCCUGGAUGCAAAGGGUCUGGUACAGAUCGCCAACGAAUACGCAUUUGCCAUGGGUUGUCCCGAGCCGCCGAUGAUCGAAAGGAAGGUUGUUGGAAAGAUGGGAUUGAAAGGUGUUCCCGGACUCAACAUCGGCACGAGGAAGUAGAGCAUCCGAUUGUUGAUUGAGCUGGACAGGUGGUGAAAAUGGGCGUUCGAAGUAACGCGGAGUUAGCAACCAUUACCAGAGAACCAGGAUACCCCAUACAUAAAACAUAGACAUAGAUGAAAGCUUCUC